CAUUCGUUAGUGACGUCGAGAGGUUUUAACUCCGGUCUCCGACUCCGACUUUCAGUGACAGUUUUUACUUUCAGUUAUCAAAUUGAGUACCUAUUGACUAAUAUUGAGUCACUCUCAUUUCCGUUUAUGAAAUAAAUAUUUUCAACUCUGAGAAAAUAUCCUUAAAUCUAAUCAAAUGUGCAUGAAUUUCAAGUGAAACAGUUAAGUGCAGUACCAUAACAAUGGGUGAUUCGUGUCAAGCAUGUCUUACAAGAGUUCCUCACGCUACCCUUAUAGCUACAAUAAUGUGCUGUUUGGGCGUGGGAGUCUUCUGUGGUACUAUGUAUCGAGGAUCUUCUUUAUCAAUUUUGAUGUUUGACGAAGUUUUCCACUUUCGAUUGAUGUGGAUAGAUGCUCUACAAAUGAUAUUUAUUGUGGGCAGUGCUUGUAUGGCGGCUCUGGGUUUUAUGUUAUUAUGCCUCGGAUGCCUCACAACUGGUGCUACGCGACAGAAAGUAUACCGCGCCUGGAGAGCAAGAGUCGGCGGUCGUAUAUCUUGUGCCGUCUUUAUGAUUAUAACUUACAUUUUAACUUUUAUCUGGCUAAUACUACUGGGUUUCUUAGUCAUAACAACUUUCCUGUUCACAAUAUUCUGGGCAUUGUGUUCUAAGCCGAAAAACAUUGAACUAUCCACCUGCAUUGAUUUCACACAAUUUGAUUUCAUGUUUCCUUCAUCUGUUCGCCAAGAGGAUAUGAAAAUAUGUGAAGCACAUAAAAUAAAGCUGUUCUGUAAAGAUUAUGUGGAAAAAGCAGAAUUUAUGUUCAUCCUUGCUAUGGUGUCCUGUCUGCUGGUUAUACUGAGUUUAGUACAUUAUUUAAUGUGUUUAUCUGCCAACUAUGCCCACAUCCGAGAUCAUGAGAAGUUCCAGGAGCUGCAAGAGCUGCAAUACCUCACCAACCCAGACCUGCACGCCUCUAAAGACAGGUUCUAGUAUAUGGCCCGCGCACCAUUGUUGCGCUCCUUGGAAGCCACUACUAAAAUGUGACAAACGAAAACAAUAAUUACACAUUAAUGGCAUACUGUGUUCAAAAAUUGAUGUCACUAAAAGACUGAUUGUGGAUGGUUCUUGUUAGAUUAGAACUGAAGUAGACAUAUCUAUUUAUAAUCACCUUUGUACUAAAUAUUUUUACAUUCCUUAAAAUAAGUUUUCUUUACAUUUUAUUGUUAAACAAUAUUGAUUUGACUAUAAUAUUGACAUUUAUUUAUAACGUUGUUCUCAUGCUUGGCAUGAUUAUAUGUAUAUUUGUGUUUCUUUGUUCAUUAUGAAUUAUAACAAUAGUCUAGAGAGCCUAAUUUUUAUCUUAAUUCUUCCAUUAACAAUGAUUAAAUACUAGAUUAUUUAAAGUUGUAAAAUGUCUGCCGAAUUGUUUGUUAAUGUAAUAGAAAUUUAGUUACGGUCAUUGUCUGAAGUAGGAAUUGAGGUCUGUUACAAAAUAUGCCGUUGAAUUAAGUAUGUCUUAAAAUAUUUGUAUUUCGUAAUCAUCCACAAAGUGAUUAAUUGUUCAAUGUUUAGUACAAUAAUUAUAGAUUAAGAUGGCACAAUUUGUAUUUUGUAGAUGUAAGAUUUAAAAGAACAUUAUAUAAUUGACUGUUCUUAUUAAUAUGAUCUUUGUGCAUUUUCCUCCGACCUUAGCUAUAGGCUUUGGAUGAUUUUUAUCGGAACUUUUCAUUAAUUAUAGUAAAUAUCAAAAAUGUGAUUUCGCGAUCAAUUAUAGGGUGGUGACUGUAUUAAGUAUCCUGCAAACUAUUCAAAGUAAAAAAAAAAUUCUUAUUUAAGUGUCCAAAUGUCUUUGUAUAUGUUUUAUUUAUGAAGAUAUUUAUUUCAGUGUAUUAUGAUGCACAGUGAAAUAUUUGGUUGAGUUGUCUACCUAUCAGUAAUUCUGAAAUAUAAGAUUUGAUUAUUCGGUUAAGUAAAAUAGUCCCACCCGUAAUAUUAAUUGUCUUAAAGAAAUUGUAAAAUAACUUUUGCUAUUUUUUAUAAAACUAAGCUAGCUUUGAGUCAUGUGCAGCCAUUUAAAAAUCCCACCAAAAUUUAUUCACAUUUUCAAAAUUAGUGCUCAAUAAACUUUUGUAUUUAUAAACAACAAUCUUUACUAUUUUAUUGCAUACUUGGUGCAUUUUUUUAUAUUUAUCUUAUAAAACAAUUAAGGUUAAGGUUUAUGUAUAAGGACUUAUAACAGUGAAGUGACUGGCACAAUAGCAUAGCUAAAAAGUCAAGAUGUGUGUUUAGUUUUCAAUAUUAAAAGAAAAAAAAAACAAACAGUAUGUAAAUUUAGAAAUAAUUUUUUAACUCGGUGUUAUUACCUGCUAGUAUUUUUGUAGCUAUUUUAAAGUUUUAUAAGAAUUAAACACCUGUUUUAUAAUGUUGUCUAUAUUUAAUAAAAUUAUUAAGAUAA
Messenger RNA from Danaus plexippus (monarch butterfly), 2436 nucleotides. It is a transcript of the gene M6, whose product is annotated as neuronal membrane glycoprotein M6-a. NCBI's taxonomy places the organism in Eukaryota, Metazoa, Arthropoda, Insecta, Lepidoptera, Nymphalidae. Gene Ontology annotation, cellular component: plasma membrane. Bases 222 to 971 code for a protein of 249 amino acids. The record is from RefSeq and is a predicted model, not a curated record. Gene Ontology annotation, biological process: neuron projection development. The transcript has a single exon.